CUUCACUUCGCAUCCUAGUUUUCUUUUGCUUCCAUUUUGUUUGUUUUUCUUUCCUUUUAUCCUUCAGUCCUUCCCUUUUAAUAUCAGCUAUAGGCUCAAUUUUCUGGUUGAAUUUCUUCGUUCUUGUGAUUCUCUGACUUAUCUUCCCGUCACGCCACUCCAGGAGCCCUGCCAUUUCUACACUCAGGUUUUCAAGGAGUCAUCAAGGUUGAGUUCGAGGAAGCAGGGACAGUCAUUUGGCAGGAGACUCUCGCAGGAUUCCGUUGCGGGCGGCAUCUUGCCCAUUGGCCUCCGACGCCUGAUGAGCCGCCCUUAGUUCACGGUCUGACACGCUGCCGCGCUGUGGCUUCGUCUCGCACCUCGCUUCGAGCUCGGAUCGAUUGAUUACUACAUGGCACUCUAAAAUACCGGCAAUUUGACAAUACGUCUCUGUGUGUGGUGUCAAUAAAUGAUGCUCUCAUACGCAUUUGACCGUCCCGAGAAUCCUCGAUAUUCCUGCGUCAUCGCGCGUUAUCACCUCAUCGGUUGAUUUCUGCUCUCUCAUCUUCGAUCAUGCUCUCCAUGAUGGUCCAUCCCGAGGAUACUAUACGAGAACCUCGUUCCUACCAUGUCGAAACAGGCGAUGAUGACGCCCCCGUCGGACCGUCCGAAUCCACUCUACGUUCCCAUCCAACCAUUGAUCUACUGCCCGACCAUGAAGAGGGAUUUACGCAAGCAACUGAGUUGACCAGGGACAAUAUAGGAGAUCAACACUUACUGCCCAGGGCACUCACACAAGAGGAGACUAUCGAACUUGUUCGUAGGACAGUUGAAAUUGGAUUUCAAGAGACCCAACGCUCUUUGGCCGGGAACGAGGCUGUCAGUGAUGUGGUAAAGCCAAAGUUGACCAUUGAUCUGGGGUAUUCCAACAUAGUCCGUAUACCUGAGGCGGUAGUAGAUAUUAUCAAGGACGAGGUCGAGAGGCUCUCUUUGUCGAACAACCGCAUAUUCCAUAUUCCUUAUCGGUUUUCAGAAUGCUGCCAUCUUCGUUAUUUGAACAUACGCGCGAACAAUUUCCGCGAAUUUCCCAGAGGGGUAUACAAAUUGCCGUUACUUGAAAUAUUGGAUAUCAGUCGAAAUAAAAUCACCAAAUUGCCCGAUGAAAUCAAUAGACUGUCGUCUUUGCGUGUUUUAUCUGUUGUACAGAAUCGCCUUGAUGAUCUCCCGCUUGGCAUUUCCGACAUGAACAAACUUCAAAUAUUGAAGGUUGCAGGAAAUCCCUUGAGACGCCCUUUGCGACGGGUUCUGGAGGCUGUAGAAGCUGAAAUGACUCCGUCAGUGGCAGAUAAGGAGAAGGAAAUCGCGGCGACGGCGGAGCUGAAAAGGUUUCUCAAAACUCAGCAGCCGAUCCCACCCUUAGAUAUUGAUGCAGGAAGUGAUCCAGGAGAUAUCGUGCUGGAUACUCCCAGGCCCGUCAAACGCGGACUAAACAGUCGCUUCCCCGUGAUCCCAAGUAUUGGUGACGGUUCUUCUGAUUCGAGAUCGUUCUCUCUAUAUCGCCCUCCCCCGAUUCCCGUAAGAUCCCAUUAUCGCAUUGCUUCUGGUCAAGGAGUCCCAUUUCACCGUCCUGGUUUCAACUCUUCUGGGGCAAAUGAGCGCAUUCGGAGCAACAGUGAGGGCAUUAUUCAGGCCUCUAUUGCUGCGCGAAAUAAGCGAAUGGGAGCUAUCAAUCGGAAGAACGCAGAUCUAAAUACGUUGAACGAAUUUCGGCCUUAUAGGAAUAGUCAUUUGCGUGGUCUGAGCCAUGGCUCUGUGCUGAGACCACGGCCAUCUGGUCUUUCUAACCCCUCUGGCCCUAGUAGUCCCAUGGAACGCCGUCGUUUGAGGGACGGAUUUGUAAACCGGAUGUCAAGCUUGCCAGAACAUAGAGAAAGAGAAGUUCGUGAGCCUAUCAUUGAGGGUGCUAAAGCGAUUUUAUUCGCCCUUUUUCAAAUCCAGUUCCAUAUCUCGAUGUUGAUAAAUGUGAUCAAGCAAGACGACUCUCGACGAAACAGCCUCGAGCUCGUGUUCUACAAUGCUUCUACUCAUGUGGAUAGGCUCAAUGAAGCUCUCGAGAAUGCAGGGAAUGCUACAUCAGACGACGGCGACGCAGCGAGAUUAUCAAGAGAGGUUGUCAAACAAGAGUGUCAGACAUGCAUUAUGGCAUAUAUGCAUGUUGGCACACAGCUGCGUAAUGCCCUGGAGAAGAUAGUAGCUAACGGCGACUCACGCUACAUACGGUCUCUUAUGUUGAUGAUGUACGGGAGUGCGGUUGAACUGCGGAACGCUUGCACGAGUCUUGGUAUUGCAUUGACAGGCGAUAAGCGACAUUCUAUACAGAAGCCGCAUAAACCACAGAUUAACCAAGAGACAUUUGGCACGGAUCGAAUUCCCGAACAGAUGUCCCCUUCUAGAGAGCUACCCACGCAGUCGCGUCGGCAGCGAAGUGAAACCGUGAUCAGGCACCCCCCUCCUCAGGCUAGUGGACCACAAACAUCAAGUCAGGAAGCUUCGCCGAGUCUAACCCCUCCAUCUUUCGGGCAAGAUGGACGUAGUCGGUCGAACAGCAGGUCAGUCCCGGCUUACACGCCGGCAGUGCCCUCGCCACUCGCAACCCCCCAUUCCCAAGAAUUCUUUCUCCCGACACCAAACUCUGUUGUCUCUCGCAUAAACCCGUUGACUGGGUUGGAAGAAAUCGAGGAGGAACGAAUUUUUGAGAAGAUUUUUUACCAACUGACCCAAGCGUACAAUGCUGCCCUUCAAGCUUUGCCCAUGGCCUGUCGCCAAUUCGCAAGAUGUCUGGAGAUGUCAGAGCAGUCACGAGAAUCAGAAGGGGUACAAUUACUCUGGAACAAUCUCAUACGCCGAUGCCGCAUAUGCUUGGAGUUGUCGGAGGCACUUGGGCACCGCAUUUCAAACAUGAAGGUAAAAGAACCCGGUGGUGGCAUGCGAAAUCAGCGGGAGUUUUGGCAACUCUGCAAGGCCUUCAUGCAGUCGUUUGUAGAUCUUGCAACCGACAUGCGGGAUGUGAAGAACAUGCACAUCCUGCCUUCUGAAAUAAUUGUCGUCCUUCGGCCGGUUCAGAGGGCAUGCAGAGAGGCCGGAAGAUUGAUAGAGGCAUCCCCUUGGUCGUAUGUCGCAGACAUGGUUACCUCGACGCAGCCUCCGGCCAACAUAUACGGCCCGCCCUUAUCGGCGCAGCAUUUGCAUCAUUAUCCAUCCGUGUCUACCUCCACAUUUGUGUCCCACGGCGGCUCUUUUUCGCCUGCUUCUGGCAUGUCUCUCCCUGCGACCCCCUUGAGCGCUGCCCUCGGUCCUGCUGCGCAGGCAACCGUGCCAUCCACGCCGGCAAGCGCUUAUAGCGAUAAGUUCUUUGAAGGAGACGUCUUCCAAAGAGCUGAGUCUUUACUUUCAAUGCCGAAUCAAGCACCUUUCUUCUCUCGGAGAUGA
This is a messenger RNA of Monascus purpureus, 3468 nucleotides long. The record is from the annotation of a GenBank genome assembly. Lineage: Eukaryota; Fungi; Ascomycota; Eurotiomycetes; Eurotiales; Aspergillaceae.